AUGUUCUGUGCUUCAGCUGGAGCUAAGACGGUGUAUGCGCUAGAUCAAUCUGAAAUAAUAUACCAUGCAAUGGACAUAGUGAGGGAAAACAACUUGCAAGAUGUUAUAAAAUUAGUUAAAGGAAGACUGGAGGAUACUAAAUUAAAUGAAAAGGUUGAUAUUAUAGUUUCCGAGUGGAUGGGAUACUUUUUGCUGUUUGAAGGCAUGUUAGAUAGUGUGAUAUAUGCAAGGGAUCAUUGUCUAAAACCUGGUGGUCUCCUGCUACCCAAUAGGUGCAAUAUUAGUCUUGUUGCUAACGGCGACAUAGAUACACAUAAGAAACUUAUAGACUACUGGUCUGAUGUCUACGGAUAUAAAAUGAAUUGCAUGAAGUCUGAAGUUGUGAGGGAAGCAAGUAUUGAUGUUGUUGGAUCAAAAUUCAUAAUAUCUGAGCCCUGUGUUGUCAAAGACAUUGAUAUAAACACAUGCAAAAUUGAUGUCAUGGACUUCACAUCGGAAUUUAAACUGCCUAUUGUGAAGGAUGGUAUUUUGACCUCUAUUGUUGGUUACUUUGACACAUUCUUUGAUCUGCCAAAUGCAAUAGACUUCUCAACUGGUCCACACAAGACACCAACACAUUGGAAACAAACUGUUUUUUACUUGAAAGAUUGCAAAGAGGUCAAGCAAGGAGAUGUGAUUGAGGGAACAAUAAUUUGUAAUAGACAGAAAUCAGAUGUCCGAGGCUUGUCCAUUCAGCUUAUUAUAUUUGGCAAGACUCAUAAAUACAUCCUUAGUUGA
Messenger RNA from Spodoptera littoralis (African cotton leafworm), 777 nucleotides. Lineage: Eukaryota; Metazoa; Arthropoda; Insecta; Lepidoptera; Noctuidae. The record is from the annotation of a GenBank genome assembly.